GCUCAGAGGGCAGUUCGGGUUUGUGUUUAGAGCAGCUUUGACAAUUUGCUUCCGUGCCUGACUGCCAUUCAUUGCAAAGAACUAAAAGGACCACCAUGGGUGAAGUUCGGAUUGUACCAAGCGGAAAAGUCUACAGGCAAAUCUUUGAUGCCGAGGUCCAGCUUGUCUGCACAUUGGGGGAAGUAAGAAGGAAAUCCUUGCACCGUGAAGUUGGCUCUGAAUAUGCCAAGAUUCCCGUCGUCAGAGCUGUUGACAAAAGCGAAGGAUUCCUCACCCGACGUCAGCGUUCAUGGGCGGAGGGAAUGCAAAAUGAUAAUGAAACUGAAAAUCCAGUGGUGUACAAACGUUUGAAAGAAGAUGAGCAAUCUGUUGAAUCUGCAAGUUGGCUGAGCCAAACAGAGGAUGUUGUUGCUCUUCCAAAUGAUGUGGUUUCUGGAAAAAUAGGUGGGAAUCUUAUCCAAAUGAUCUCUGAGAAUAAACAGGAACAACACCUGGCAGCGGAAGCAAAGUUAUAUGAAGAACUGGCUAUAAUUAGUGAGGAAUUGGAGCAGUUGUAUUUGGAAGCUGGAGACAAUCUACACCAGCAGGUGGAGGAGUCUCGACAGAGAACUCAGGAACUGUUUUCAGAGAUAGAAAACGGUGAUUUGGGCACAACAGAACUUCAGGAAUUGAAUACCAUAGGGGACAAUAUUAGUAAUCUGUCACAGAAAAGGAAUGUGGGGAUCAAAAAACUUUUUGAAAGCUACCAGAAGUUUGAAGAAGAAAGAGUGAAGCGGUCUACUGAUGCACUUAAAGAGUGCACCAUCACUAUGGAGAAGAUUUCCUACUUAAUGAAGCCUGAUGUUCAUCGUUAUAUAGACAAAGAAGCCAUGAUGAUCAACCAGGCCUUGCUGGCGAAUCAGAGAGCCUUGUAUAAACUGUAUGUUAAUCUGAUUGAGUCUGGACUAUCAAUGGAAAUGUCGGAUCGUUUGCAGUGGAAGUAUAAAGAAGAUGAAAUGAAAGUCAUUGAGAGAGACAGAAUUAUUCAGAAAUUCACAGAUUAUGUAGGGAAGGAUUGGGGUCUUGAAUUUACACCAAACCAAACUUUGUUCAAUGAAGAACAGAAGUCACUGAACGACACACGGAUUGAAAUUCUAGAGAGUCUGGGUAACAUGAUUCCUCCUACGUUUAGUAAAGUCACAGUCAUCCAGAAACACACUUUGAUCAAGAUUCUAAAUGAGAAAAUAGAAUUACUGAAUUCAGCAUUUAUCCAGCAAUUUCAAACAUAUUUUGAAAAAGUAUAUCGACAAUGGAUGGAAGAAAUUGAAAAAUGGAAGCAGAAAAUGUUGCAGGCAAAUAUAUGUUCACCAGAAGAAAACGAAGAAUUGAUUAUUUCAGAAUUCUUUCCAAAGAUUGGGGCUUCGCAACGGAAAUUUGAGGAAGAACAAUGGACCAUGGAUCAAAAAAUGGAGGAAGCAACCAAGAGGGUAAAUACUCGAUGCAAUAAGUUCUUUCAAUAUUGCCAAAAAGUAGUCAACCUAUGGGAAGUGCAUCUGACUCUCCUAACGGGCCAGGAGGAUGAACUGAAACAAAACUUGGACAAGUGCCGUGCCUUACAUGAUGAGGAAAUUCAGAGAAAGGAAGCACAUCUAGAUCUUGCUGUUGAUAAACUGAGACAGAAAAACACAGAAAACGAAUUGAUCUCAAGUCUUGCGACUACCGAGUGCCUACUGGAUAAUAUCAAAAAAGAGUACAAUGAGUUUUACCACAAACAAAUGGAGUUGGUGGAGAAUUACAUUUCCAUCACCGAAAAUGAACUAGACAAAUAUAAAGUAUCCCUCUGUAAUUGUUUUCACAUCAUUGAGACUUCUAAUCUGAAAGAAAAAAUGGAGGAAGAAUCAGUCCCAUCAGAGUUUGAGGCAGUCGUUCAUACUGAAGAUCUCACCCUUGAAACAGUUGACCAGAAGCAGAAGGUUCCUCAGCCUGAUAGGAGUGAUAUUCUCCAGGCAGACUCGAAUCAAUCUCAGAACAUCAACAGGCAACCACCUGAGAGAGAAAUUGUCACAGAGAGAACUGGCUUUGAAGAACAAAGUCUCAAUUCACAAGAAAUUAAUCAAAGCCCAAAUUUGAUGAUACUUGAGCAUUUUACCACCUCCAGAGGGCAUACGUACGCAAUUUAUGUUGUGCCAAAAAUACCUGAGCAGAUUUCGAAGAAGGUAUUUCUGAUUGAACCUGACGAAGACGUGGAGGAGAAGCAGCAGCAGGAGGGGGAGGAUGAUGAUGAUGAUGAGGAGGAGGAGGAGGAGGAGGAGCCCCUUGCAUGUGUGAAGAAUAUCCUGAUUUCCAAAGAAAUGUUUUCCAAAAUAAAGAAAAGAAUAUGUUUUAAUUUGUUUGAACACUUUGAGGACUGGUACGAGAUAGCGCUGGAAAAUGCCAGGACAAUUAUAAUGGGCCAGAAUGAAGAAUUCAAAGGGGAGUUGGAGCUGCGACUUCACCUGCACGAGCCUAGGGUCAAACGUAUCAAGAUGGAUGUACUCAAUGUCAGAGCUGCGGAACUUCGCUUGCACAAGGAGAAGGUGAAACGGCAUUGUAAAGGGGUUGAGGAGUCUCUUACAAAAUUGCAAGCUGAUUUUCUAAUCCUCAAAUCAGAGCAUUGCAAAUUCAUUGUGAACUUCCGGCGAAACAUAUAUAGCAUGGAGACCAUUUUCAGAAAUGCCACAAAGUCUGACAGGCUGAUCACGAUGGUAAACUCCCUACAUUCCAAACUGGACAAACACAUGACUGCUGUGAGGAUGUCACUCCGCAACUUUCAGCAGAAGCUGGAAAAAACACUGCAGGAAUUGCGUGAUCGUAAUGCGCUCUGCAUGACAUCCUUCAGGUUAUUUUCGAAAGGUGGAAACUUUACACCAGAGGAAAUUGAGAUCUAUGGACAAAGUCUUGAGAACACAGCCAGAAACAUUGCCAAAACAGAAGGAUUAAUCCUGGUGGAUUUGGAAGUAAUGGAAACAUUGUCAUUAGAACAGGCAUCUGAGGUGAUCAGAAAGUUUGAAGACAAAUUUUUUCGUCUCACAAUGGAUUUGAUCUUCAUUGAGAAAAUUCAGCGGUUUCUGACAAACACUCAAGCAAGAAUAAAAUCUGAGGUAGCGAUCAGCAAUCACCAGGGAAUGAAUAUAUCUUCCUACCUGGAGCAUUUUGAGAGGAAAUUAGAUGCAUGUAUGCGACCAAACAUGGAUAAAGAGAGUGUGACACCUGAAGAGCUGUAUGACUUUUCCAAAAUUAUUCUGGACUUACUGGAUAAAAGGAGCAGGUAUCUCAAUUGUUUGUUGGGCCCAACCGUUUCAGGCUUUCCACUGCAGGGACCCAUAAGUCUAGCAGCCCGCGCUGAUAAACAGGAGAGCAGAUUGACAUUCACACAAUCAGAGAGCCUGCUGCAUCCAUCUAGGAUGGGAAAGCAUGCCCUAGAUGAUGUGGUCAUCAGUGUUAUCCACGACAUUACACAAACACAGAAAAUAAAAGUCGCAAAUGAUCAGUUUUUCAACCCAGUUGAAGACCAAUUAAUGUACGGAGCAUCAUCUCAACCAGUAAAUUUGAGUUCUUCUUUCCGAAUGACCUCUGGAACCGGUCCUCACGGUUUAAACUUAAAAUUAUCCAGACCUGCUCCAUCACCAUUCUCUAUUACAUCAACAAAUCUCCAUAAAUAUUCCAAGCCAAAUCGUUUUGAUCCAAAGUAUCAGAUAUUUGGAGAAAAACCAGAAGACUCUGAACAUUUUAAAGGCCUGAUAAGACGGAUUUUGUGGGAAGGCACCACUUCUCUACUGGCACUUGCUGAGGAAUACUACAAAAAGAAAGACAGAACUCCAGUCACCAGACCAGAAUAUCUAAAAGAUACAUUUGAACAAUGUGCAGAUGAACUCCUUCACAAAAUGCAGUCGUACCUUAUUCAGGCAGAGAACUACCAAAAUACUUGUCUGCAAGAAUUCAGAGAGAAGCUGAGAGAAUUCGUGGAGAUGCUCUCCCACGUACCUCAGCUGCUGAUCAAAGAUGUCUUCAAGUUUCACAUGGAAAGUAUCUCUGUAGGUACUGCAGAGACUCGCUCCGCAUUGAGUAAGAAGCUGGAGGAACUGGAGCAUGCAAAGCUUAUAAACAAGAACAAGUUACGCCCAGUGUUGGGACACCCUGACCACGUUAAGGAUCUGGAGAAGCUGUGCACACAGGAGGAAGAACGACAAAAAGCAGAGGUUCAGGAAAUCAACAGCUACACUGAGAAGCUCCAGAAGCGGGUAACUGUACUUGCCCAGCACUUUGUGUCUGCCCUGUCCAGUCUCGCUGAACGCCUCCUUGUGGAAUCAGACAAUAUCCUUACCAUUGAUGACAUCCAGGUUGGCAGAAGAGAAGAAGUGAAGCAAAAGACCAGUGCUUUAAUUCGAAUCAAAAUUGCUGGGCACACACCAGAAGACGAUAUUCAUCAGCCACAAGUUCAGCUGCCACGGGAUGGCAGGAUUUGGAAAGGAAUUCCAUUCUCUGAGCUUUCACACAAGCAGAUACAGACUUCGAUUAAAGAGACUGCCUCUGUGAAAACCACAAAAACAACCAUGGUUCAUCAAGCUGCAGUAGAUGCAAGAAAUGAUGCUUAUUUGAACUACAAAGAUCACUUCAUUCAACUGCUUGCACAAAUAGAACAGGAUAGAGAGGCAAAACUGACCAGUGCCAGACGAUGGCAAGAUUUCUGGAAAGAAUGCGUGCAGAAGGCUAAGCAACUGUACACCUGAUCAUAGAACAGUGUGAUCAUGGAACAGUUCGAAACUUAUUGUUAACCAAUUUUUAGUUGCUUCAUUUAAUAAA
Messenger RNA from Callorhinchus milii (elephant shark), 4821 nucleotides. It is a transcript of the gene ccdc180, whose product is annotated as coiled-coil domain containing 180. Bases 96 to 4748 code for a protein of 1550 amino acids. The record is from RefSeq and is a predicted model, not a curated record. NCBI's taxonomy places the organism in Eukaryota, Metazoa, Chordata, Chondrichthyes, Chimaeriformes, Callorhinchidae. The transcript is spliced from 39 exons.